Molecule: messenger RNA, 3312 nt
Organism: Cavenderia fasciculata
Lineage: Eukaryota; Evosea; Eumycetozoa; Acytosteliales; Cavenderiaceae
Product: Putative sulfite oxidase
Exons: 10
Coding region: 1-3312 (1103 amino acids)
Cellular component (GO): mitochondrion
Molecular function (GO): molybdenum ion binding; oxidoreductase activity
Source: RefSeq, a predicted model, not a curated record
AUGGGCGACAAAGCAACAGCUGAUUUUUCUUUAGAACCAACAAGAAACAAAGAGUUUAUCAUUAAUGCUAAAGAGCCAUUUAAUGCCGAACCUACACCAGAAAGACUAAUUCAAUCGUUUGUUACACCUACAGAGCACUUUUACGUUAGAAAUCAUGCACCCGUACCACUUGUACAAGAGUCUAGUUACUUUUUAAAGAUAGAUGGAUUGGUUGGAAAACCUCUAUUACUAUCAAUCGAUGAUAUUAAACAACAAUUUGAAAAAGUUACUAUUACAGCACAUCUACAGUGUGCUGGUAACCGUAGAACUAUGAUGAGUGACUAUAAAAAGGUUAAAGGUGUUGGAUGGGGAAUUGCUAGUUUGUCAAAUGGUGUAUGGGCAGGAUGUAGACUUCGUGACGUACUCGAAAAGGCAAAUGCAUUCCCUGUUGGUAAUGGUGCAAAGCAUGCAUGUUUUUGGGGUUUAGAUGUUGGAUGUCCAGAAGAUGAGGGAAAACCCUAUGGAAGUUCAAUUACAAUGGAGAAAGCAAUGGACAUUAAUGGUGAUGUAAUAUUGGCAUAUGAAAUGAAUGGCGAAACAUUGACUAGAGAUCAUGGAUAUCCAUUAAGAGUUAUUGCUCCAGGAAUCAUUGGUGCAAGAAGUGUAAAAUGGUUGGACAAGAUUACUGUGAGCAGCGAAGAAUCUACCAGCUUUUUCCAACGUAGAGACUACAAAAUAUUUCACAGUGGUGUAGAUUGGAACAAUGUUGAGCAAUAUUGGGACAAGACUCCAUCGCUUCAAGAAUUAUCUAUACAAAGUGCUAUAUGCAUCCCGGCUCCAAAUUCACAUCUCUUUUUACCAUUCUCUAUUUAUGGAUAUGCUACUAGCGGCGGUGGUCGAAAGAUUGAACGUGUUGAUGUUUCACUUGACGGUGGUGAGACUUGGGAUUAUGCAGAGUUGAUGGGUGAAGAGAAAGGUAAUUCCAAUAAAUAUUGGGGUUGGACUUUGUUUAGAUAUACUAUAAAGUCAUUGGCAACCAAUCAUCAUCAUACAACAGGUAACAAAUCUAGUAUCCCUAUUAGAAUUUGUUGUAGAGCAUGGGAUUCUGCAAGUAAUACACAACCAAAAGAUGUAAAGGAUAUUUGGAAUCUUAGAGGUGUCAUGAAUAAUUACAGCAAAAGUAUUCAGUUCACCAGUUAUGUCAGUUUGUCGAUCACAUUGUUGUUAUUGUCUGUCGUCUAUCUCUAUGUCAUACCAACAAUCUACUUUACACCCUAUACAUUAAAUAUAUGCAUACUUCGAAUCUUUUUAGAGACGAUAAUGGCUAGUUAUCAAUGUCUCUCACGAUUCAAGAUUAUCGAACAAUAUGGUCUCUAUUUUCAUAAUUACUUUCUCGAAGAUGUAUCUCCUACUAGCAAGCAACUUGGUUUCAAUCGUAUUAGAUAUCAAAUAGAGAUGCUAAAAAAGUUUGAAGAUACUGUCAAUGUCGAUCUGUCAAACAAAAAACCUGGUAGUCUACAACAGUGGAUAUCAUACAAUACGAUUAGUUGGUUUCUUUCAACUUCUCUGAUGGGACUUUCAUUAAAGAUUUAUCUUUCGCCCCUCUAUAUCUACCAUCCAACUAUCUUUCCAUUAAAUCCUUCAAAAGGUUAUAUAGUUGCACUUAGACAAACUCUUUUUACCUCUCAUUCUUUAAAAGACAAAAGAGAUAUUGAAGCAUAUAUAUCAAGAAUAUUAGAAACAGAAUCAUAUGUAUCUGGGAUAAUAAAAGAUAUAAAAUCCAGAGUAUGUGAGGGAAUAUUGGCACCAGAGAAUAUAAUGAAAAAGUCAAACCAACAAAUUCUAGAGUUGGCAAAUAUUUCAGAGAUUGUUGUUGGUGGCCCACAAAAUGAAUCUCCAAAAACACAAACAUCAUCAAAAAGAAACAAUACUAUUUCAUCGACAGAAUCACUCUCUUCUUCUACUUCAUCAUCUUCAUCAUCAUCAUCAUCAUCAUCAUCUUCUUCCUCUUCCUCUUCUUCUUCCACUUUUUCAACAUCAUCUUUAUCCCCACAAUCCAACAAUGAUGAUGACGAUGACGAUGAUGAUGCACCAGUUGUAGCAAGGAGGAUACCAAAAGAUGUCACUACCCACAAAUUAUACCUUAGACUUUAUGAUCGAUUAUAUUGUGAACCCUUGUUAUCGACGCUAUCAGAAAAGAUGAAAAGAUCAUUAUUGGAAAGAUUGAGAUUGGCGCUCUCUGAACAUUUCGUACCAUCUCUUUUGCGCUUAUCUCAAUACCUAGACUCUAUUUAUCCAUUGGCUCCAAAAGAAAUUGGAUUGUGGAAUUUACCUUCCAAUGGAGAUGAAAUCUAUCGUUUUAGUCUCUAUUAUUACACCUCGACAACAAUGCACCCCAUGGAUAUUGUAGAGUGUGGAUACGGCGAAAUUAGCAGAAUUCAACACUCAAUUAUCGAUCUCAUGUCCAAAGACUACCCAUUUGAUUCGCAGACAGAGACUUUUGGUCACUAUAUCAAUCGAAUCGUUGAUAAGGAGUCACUCAACUUUGACAACUCUGAACAAGGUGAAAAUCAAGUAAUUGAUUCCAUAAACAAGGUUUUCAAAGAUCACUACAAAGAUAUAGAGACAUUAUUUGAUUUGCCACCAAUUGGACAUUUGGAGGAUAUUCAAUAUCUAAAAUCAGAUUUUAAUUCAGGUGCAAGUUCAUUCCUAUACAUUCCACCUCCUGCAGACAAUAGAGAAAAGGCAAGAGUCUAUAUCGAUUUUAACAAGGCCCUGGGUAGAUCUAAAAUUCUCAUCAAAUCAAUAGCAUUUCUGGAGGGGGUACCAGGUCACCAUCUUCAAUUACUAGUUUCAAGACAGGAAAAUAUAGAUAUUUUUAGAAGAAACUUUAUGAAUUAUUCUUCUUACGAGGGUUGGGGACAUUAUGCAGAAAGUCUUUCAGUUGAAUUCAAUUGGAUUGAAGAUAAAUGGGGAAGACUAGGUCAUUAUAUUACUGAUCUUAGAAUAACUGCUUCAAUGAUUAUAGAUGCUAGUAUGCAUUAUUCAGGAAUUAAAUGGGGAUAUGAUAACUGUGGAUUUGAGGUCAAUGAUGCAAAACUAAAUAUUGACACUAUUGCUUCUUUGCCUGGAAUUGGGUUAUCAAGCAAGAUUGGUGCACUCAAAAUCAAAGAACUAAGAAGUUAUUGUGAACAACAAUUGAAGGAAAGAUUUGAUAUUAAAAAAUUUCACAGCAUUAUUCUAAAGAAUGGUGCUCUUCCUUUAGACAUUAUGUAUCAAGUAAUCAAUUAUUGGAUAAGUGAACAAUCACAACCAGAAGAAAAAAAUACAUAA